UUAGACACUGCUUCUCUGAUUAUAGGUAUCUACCAACUUUGUAACGACAUAAACGACCUUUCCUUUCCCAAAACGCUGUUGCUGUUUUCACCCCUAAAAAAAAAAUCUCCAAUGCAACUUUGUCCUUUUCGAUUUAUAUGAAACUGUUCUUUCCAUGACUCUGCUUUCAGUUCUCUUUCCAGCUUAAACCCAGCAGCGGCCUCCUCUCUUUUUCUUGACCAAAAUUUAUUUAUUUUUUCUUAUUUUAGUUCAAUCAAACCCAUUACUCCUCUUCCUUUCUCGAUCCUUUUCUUUGCUAUUGUUAAUUUUUUUUAAAAAAAAUCUCUAAAUCCCAUCAUCCAGGGCUUCAAUUUUGACCGUAGCCAGCUCUAUCAUCAAUCUUGAACCGACACUGGAGCAUGUAAAUUUUUAUCAUCAAGCUGACAUAAGAACCGAAUCGGUGAAGCAAAUUGCAAUCAUGAAUCCAUUUUUCACUGUGAAGCAAGAGUAUGCAGGAUCAAGUUCAUCGCCACCGUCCGGCGGUGAUGAGCCCCCACCAGUUAUGCUGCCACCGCAGCCAAGGGAAGGUUUACAUGAUACAGGACCACCACCAUUCCUGACUAAGACUUUUGACAUGGUAGAUGACCCAACGACCAAUCACAUAGUUUCUUGGAACAGAGGAGGUUCUAGCUUUGUUGCCUGGGAUCCUCAUUCGUUCUCCACAAAUCUCCUUCCUAGAUACUUCAAACAUAAUAAUUUUUCCAGCUUUGUCAGGCAGCUCAAUACUUAUGGUUUUAGAAAGAUUGAUCCAGAUAGAUGGGAGUUUGCCAAUGAAGGAUUUCUGAGCGGUCAAAAGCAUCUCUUAAGGAAUAUAAAGAGAAGAAAGGCACCCUCUCAGCCACUUACUCAACAGCAAGCUCCAGAUGCUUGCGUUGAAGUUGGCCGUUUUGGAUUAGAUGGAGAAAUCGAUCGCUUGAAACGUGACAAGCAGGUUUUAAUGAUGGAAUUAGUGAAACUUAGACAGCAGCAACAGAAUGCUAGAUCUUAUAUACAAGCUAUGGAGCACAGGCUACAAGCGAUAGAGCAAAAGCAGCAGCAAAUGAUGCAAUUCUUAGCUAGAGCAAUGCAAAAUCCAGCCUUCUUACAGCAGUUAGUUCAGCAGAAGGAGAAAAGGAAAGAGCUUGAGGAAGCAAUGACUAAAAAGAGAAGGCGGCCUAUUGAUCAAGGAUCUAGUAGAGGUGGUGGUGGUGGUGGUCGUCGUUGUGGUGAAUCGAGCCAUAUUGGUGGAAGUGCAAACCCCAUAAAGGCAGAGCCUUUAGAGUCUGGAGACCUUGAAUUUGAAGUGUCAGAGCUGGAAGCACUUGCCUUGGAAAUGCAAGGGUAUGGUAGGGCAAGGAUAGAGCAAGAGGAUGGAGUAGAAGAGCUAGAGACUCCUGAAAGUAAAGAUAGAGAACUUGAUGAGGGAUUUUGGGAAGAACUGUUAAAUGAGAGUGCUGGAGGAGAUGAAGAUGAUGUCAAUAUAUUAGCCGAGCGCUUGGGUUAUCUGGGUUCAAGUCCUAAGUAGUGAAACUGAACAGUUUUCUGCGUCGCUGACCAUCAUCAUCAUCAUUAUCACCACUUAAUUCCCUCAAUGAUCAUUUCAUUGUGGUAGCAGGUUUCCAUGGUCAUAUUGCUAGUUGACAGUCUAAUUUGUGUCAUUGGAUGCCAUUAGGCUAUAAUCUUCACCUGCAUUUCUUGCUAUUGACAGGAUAGGGGAACUACCAAGCCGUACUUUCCAGUGGAAACUAUCUUGUUUCUGGUGUUUCUAACCCUUGUAUUUUCAUUUUGUUGUCAAUUUCUCCAUUUUGUACAUCCCUUCUUCUUAUUUUCUCCAUCUUGGUUAGGUUGCAGCAGUGCCUGGGCAGAGUCUCGUAGUCCUUGUCAUGAUUUGUCUCAAAGGUUACUGGAUAUUUUUUUCACUCGCAACUAAUCUUUGAAUUACGCAUUUGAUUCAUUAGUUAACAGCUUCCUGUAAUUUUCCUUGUCCUCGAAUAAAUGUAGACUGUUGAGAUGCUGUUGAUUUCGACAAGAUGUUGCUGCAAGUUGCAAGAAACCACAACUAGGUGCUUUUGGAUUCAAAUAACCGAUUUGGUAGUUAACGGCGUCGGCUUGAUUUUUUUUUUCCUUUCUUUUUCUUGAUUUGUCUUGUUCUUUAUGCAAGGGUGAUGAAAUUCUUGAUGUUACAUUUAUACCAUAUAUAGAUGUUUUUCAUGCCUCUGCAA
This is a messenger RNA of Populus nigra (black poplar), 2240 nucleotides long. RefSeq names its product heat stress transcription factor A-6b-like. Gene Ontology annotation, cellular component: nucleus. The coding region runs from base 458 to 1543 and encodes 361 amino acids. Gene Ontology annotation, biological process: regulation of transcription by RNA polymerase II. NCBI's taxonomy places the organism in Eukaryota, Viridiplantae, Streptophyta, Magnoliopsida, Malpighiales, Salicaceae. The record is from RefSeq and is a predicted model, not a curated record. The transcript has 2 exons. Gene Ontology annotation, molecular function: DNA-binding transcription factor activity; RNA polymerase II cis-regulatory region sequence-specific DNA binding.